AUGGUGAUACUUUUUAUUGGGGCAACUUGUUCUCCCUCCAUCCAUUUGAAGUUUAUACAAAGUGCGACAAGUGUAACUACAAAGUGCGACGAUUUUUCAGGUGUUUCAGGCGCAUCAAACCAGUCCUAUGAGCACAAGAUCCGCGCCUAUCUUCUGGACAACUAUGACAAAACAGUACGACCAGUCUUGGGCAAUAAAUCUGUGGAGGUGUCGUUUUCUAUGAAAAUCAGCAGACUUGUAAAAGUGGUGAGUAAGAAAUGACGCCUUUGCUUUGAAUUAAUUUCAGUCUGUUUCGAGUUCGUUUCACCACCGUGAACAAACUCGUUUCUAGGGUUCUCUCUCACUCGUCCUCCGGAGCGAGAGAACUCUGGGAACGAAAUCGUCAUUUUGGAUUGAACAUAAAAGACUUACUUAGACGUUAAGGGACUUCCUAUUUAGUCAUUCAAUUGUAAACCAUGAACUUCAAAAAAUCUUGGUGGUAUCUGGUGAAACUUCUUAUAAAACAAGGCAUGUAUAAGAAAGAGAAUGCAUUCUUAUUCAGUGGGGCUUUGAAUAGACGACAGAGUAUUCUGAACUCCAGCUGAUACUUUUAAAAAACGACUCACUCUCAACUUGAAUUGAGGAGGGUGAAAAGAAGAAACAAAACAGCUAAUUUACUAUCUUUAGCCAUCAGGUACUAAAAAGACUCAUCAAAAAAAAUUCUCAUCAAUAAAUUUUCUUCUAAAAAUCUCUGAAUAGAAACUUUUGUGUUCGCAUAUGAUUACAUGUAUUUUUUAGAAAAUAUCUGUUGUCGAUGAUCUUUGACUUCAUGGUUAUGGUAGUGAACGUAGGAGUAUGAUAAUGACGUCAUAAAUCUCUUCUCCAAAUCCUCAAAAUGAAUGAAAAUGCUAAAACCUUUAAGAUAGUAAGCAUUGCCAGUAGAAGGUCUUGAAUAAUUGUACGUAAUUUUCUGUUUGCUUUAUAUAGGAUAACAAAGAACAGCUAGUUGUUUUGGAUACCUGGGUGACACAGGUAAGCUUAUUGCGUUCGACGAAGGAUAACGCAUCCUAAUGUUGAUUCUUUCUCACUAAAUCAACUUAGUUGUGGGGUCCGCCAUAUGCUCCAACUCAGCCGCCUGCUUUUUCAGGGUCAUUUGUCAGCCGUUUGGGAAACUGAGGUAAAUUGUCUUUUGGUUGAACUCACCUCCCUAAAUUAUGACAAUAGCCAUAACAGGACAGAUAGAAAGUCUCCCAGUUACGCCUAUGUGAUAUCUUCAUUUCAAAAAGUUAUUUUUAGAACCAUGUGGAAACAGUUUCCUGCAAGCUGGUUGACUUCCGGAAGACUGGCUUUCACGCAACUCAUAAUGUUUAUUAAAAUAUAUUGUGAAUUUCUUAGACCUGGACAAAUACAUUUCUUCAGUGGGAUGUGAAUAAUUUUGGAGGUUUUAACCGUGUGCAGUUUCUCCCUGAUGAGAUCUGGGUGCCAGAUAUUUCACUCUUCAACAAGUAAGGAAAUUUAGGAAUAGAACUUAACAUUUAAAAAAGAAAAGUAAAGUGUAUUAUUAUAUGAGAAGGAUUUUAGCUGAACUUGGGUUUAAAGAAUAAAACAAAGGAAGUCGUACGUUGCCGUGGUUAAUGGCCAUUCACAGAUGGGACUACGUUAUUAGGCUCAAUUUCCACCUCUCUUUCGGUCCUCCCCGAGAAGAGACAACGAUCUGAUUGGUGGAAAACAAUAAUAGCAAACCCACACGUCCAGCCGUCUGUUGGGGGGAUGAGCGCGGGCUCAUUUCCCUAACAGUGCCUCGAGCCUACUACGUUAAAUUCACUCACCCUUCUUGGAUCUGAAAGGAACCUUAACUGGAGAAAGCGUUCCAGAUUAGCAAAAUGGCCAAGUUUGAAACCCAACGACGUAUGAUAGUUAGGAGAUAUAACUAAAUUUAAAAGUUUGAAUUUUCAAGGAAUCCGAACAGUUUGUAUUAAAAACGUUAAUGUAAACAGUGGCGUUGCUCUUCAGUAUCAACAUCUAGGACCUUUAAGUUUUAACUUGAUCACAGCAUUCUAAUUUCUCUUUAGAGCGAGUGCACCGAAAUGAGAACCGCACGUCUUCCAGAUAAAGUGACGACUUCUACCCAUUUUCAGUGUUAUAAUAUAAAUCGUGGACAUUUCUGUUUGUGUCUUAGUGGUGAUGACAGUGUUACAUUAGCUGGAGGAAGGGCAAAGUUUGUCACCGAAAUUUCUGUGGCGAACACUGGACACUGCGUGUGGAGCGGACCAGCAACAUUUAAGGCCAGCUGUGAAAUGGCGAUCAACAAAUGGCCUUUUGAUACACAGACUUGUGAGCUAGGUUUUGGUUCAUUCACGUAUGGCAUUGGUCGGAUGAAUAUUAAACUCUUUCAAGACUCAAAAGGCCAAUUUACUAGUAAGUCAUUUGUUUCAUGCCAGUGCGCAGGUUACAGAGUGUCCACUUGUUAAAACCAGCUUUCAAUCUCAUGGCCUACGCCACAACGGGUUAGAUUACGUCUCCGAGGCUGGCUACCAAUCUCGCUUUACUGUACAGAGUUUUUGUACAGAGUUUUGCAUUUUGCCACUAAACUAAAUUCCAGGGAUUUUCAUUCAAAACUCUUUUCCUCUGAUCUGUUCGUCUCUUCUCGCAAAGCAGUAUUUCCUGCGCCAACGGUGAGCGGCGUUCACAGAUUAAGAAACACGUGGUCGUCUCUGUAAGAAGUAAUUUACCAUAAAAUAGGUUCAACAGUCCUUUCUGAACCAACGUUUGGACCCCGUGAAUCGAAAAUUCCUGGAUUCGCCCCUGACAAAGGCCUAACCUCAGGUACAGCCGGAAAUUAGCCACCACAAAAAAAGCAUUCGGUGAGAAGCUGAGGCCCUCGUCAAAGAAAAUCAAGUCGAAGUAAAUCGUCACGACGAAGGACUAAUUCUAAAAAACAACGAACUUUCAAAAUUACAUCUCGUUACUCGCAGUGGUCAACCAAAUUUUUUUUACGUUAUAUCUGACACAUCAACUCUAUAAUUAUAUAGUUUCUUUAGAAAAUAAUCCGUUUAUUGUUUGAUUUGUAGAGCGAUUUGUUACAAGCGGUGACUGGGCUAUAGACGAGAUCACCACCUCAAUGGAAACUACCGAUCAUGGGGACUGUUGUCCAUUUGAAUUCAGCGAAGUAGUCUACAAACUUAAAAUGACAAGAAAGCCAUUGUAUCACGUCUUCUACCUCACGAUACCCAGUUUGAUGCUGAUGGUCCUCGGCCUAACAAGCUUCCUUAUUCCCGUGGAGAGUGGUGAAAGGAUUGGCUUUGUCACCACCAUCCUGUUGGCAAUGACUGUAUUUUUGCUCCUUAUUCCGUCUUUUCUUCCGGAGAGUUCAGAUGGUGUUCCAGUCCUUGGAAUUGGGCUUCAGUCCACCAUGAUCAUCAUAGCCUUGGUGCUGUUUUGUAAUAUUUUCGUUCUAAAGUUGUUCUUUAAGGAGGGAACUCCGCCAAAAUGGGUACAGAACCUCUGCAGAUUGUGCUGUCUUAUGAAGGGGAAAACCGUCCAGCGGAUUCAUGUAUCUAACAUAAGUUUGAGAGCUAAAUCAAGCGCAUCUGCGAACGCAGUUGAAUUGGAAGAGAGGUCUGGCGGAAAAAGCAACACGCCGACGGUUUGGGAGAAAACAGAGGAUGAUCUAACAUGGCAGCGGGUGUCAAUCAAGCUUGACCAAAUGUUUUUCGUUCUUUUCGUGAUUAUUGUUGUAAUUACCUAUGUUGUAAUCUACGUAGCUUUAUAG
Molecule: messenger RNA, 3751 nt
Organism: Porites lobata
Lineage: Eukaryota; Metazoa; Cnidaria; Anthozoa; Scleractinia; Poritidae
Source: the annotation of a GenBank genome assembly